This is a messenger RNA of Orbicella faveolata, 3014 nucleotides long. RefSeq names its product beta-2 adrenergic receptor-like. Lineage: Eukaryota; Metazoa; Cnidaria; Anthozoa; Scleractinia; Merulinidae. Gene Ontology annotation, molecular function: G protein-coupled receptor activity. Gene Ontology annotation, biological process: G protein-coupled receptor signaling pathway. The record is from RefSeq and is a predicted model, not a curated record. Gene Ontology annotation, cellular component: membrane.
AUGACGACCAUAAAAAGCACUCUGAGAAAUAUUGGUCUUCGAGUAUGAUAGUAUGAAGAGGUCAGACCAAUAUAAACCCAACUAUAUAGUUAGAAUACAAUGAAAAUUCAGUUUAUUACACAAGAUCUCUGACCUGAAGGAGCAGACUGAAGAGCAAGACCGUCGAUAGUCACAUCGAACUCAAGAAUGAACUUCACUCUAAAAUCUGGUGUUCGUCUAGAUUUUAUUCAGGAAUCCACGUGUCCUCGUGUUCAAAAGGUUAUCCAGAGUGCAGAAUUCGCUGCCCGUUCAGGUUUAGCGAUUUCGUUAAUGAAUAUUCCUCUUGCCGUGGCUGCAUUUCUGGCAAACAUUGCUAUUUUCAUCGCCCUCCGAAAGGCAACCUCCAUUCAACCUCCAACCAAACUUCUGUUUGGUAACUUGGCGUGUACCGAUUUGUGUGUUGGUCUUAUUUCCCAGCCCCUGUUCAUCUUUCACUUGAUGUCUAUAUCUCAAAGGCGCUUGGAUCUUUGUCGAUACACCGAAAAGUUUGGCUACAUUUCUACCGUCUCUCUUUGUGGUGUGACCCUUUUGACGGUCACUGCUAUAAGUGUGGACAGACUCCUCGUGCUUUUCAAGGGGAUGGGAUACAGGCAAGUUGCCACAUUGGCAAGGGCUCGUGUUUUAAUAGUCACCAUUUGGAUUUCGAGUGUUUGCACUGGCGUGUCUUUCGUUUGGAACAUUCGACUUUUCUUCGGAAUCAGCUGCAUAUCGAUAGCUUCCUGUUUAGCAACAUCAACGUUUUGCUACACGAAGAUAUUCCUCACCCUCCGUCGACAACAGGAAAGAGUGCACCAUAAUGAUGGUCACCAACCUAAUAAGAGUUCGUCGCCAGUAAACGUGACACGAUACAGGAAGUCAGUUUUCACGGCGCUAUUGAUUCACUUUACUUUGAUCGCAUGCUAUCUACCGUACACUGCUGUUAAAACUGUCACUACAUUUGCUGUGGUUACGCCCGCUCUGCUGACGGUUGAAGCAUUUCUGGCGACGCUGAUUUACCUCAAUUCCACGCUGAACCCUGCGCUUUAUUGCUGGAGAAUAAAGGAAGUGAGAUACAAGAUUAAGGAGACACUAGAAAAUCUGUGUUAGGAGGCUAAGUAAAUGAAUAAUAGAUUGUUUCAGUGGAAUUCGUUUCAAAAGUCGACAAUGAAGGCCUUACGCAUAUGGGUAUUCAGUUAUAUAAAAAAAAUGGAACAUAUUUCAGAAAAUUUUGUCUGGUUAUCUCCUUGAACAAGAUUUGUUAUUCGUGAAAUAACGUGCAAUGAUGUUUGCCUGUCAUGAGAUAUCGUGGAUGUUUCCCAAGUUAUCAACCUGGGUAAUCAGCAAAAAGAUGGCAGCUAGAUGACAAUGAAUAUUAUGAAAUAAAUGAAGAUAGCAGAAAUCAUAUGUGAGACCGGCUGCUGAGCACGUGAGGUUUAAGAUUUAGUGGACAUAGCAAUGGAGCACCCUUAUUAAUGUUCUCAAAAUUUAACUUUCUUGCGUUACACACAUCAAGUUAUGUUUUCCAAGACACUUCUCAGCUGAGGUACCACUUUCGUGAGCAGUUAAAUUUAUUUUCCGAUUUUGACGAUUAAUUCAGACACGAUAUUUGUUAACGUUAGUUAUACGAGCUUUCACCUGCAUAAUAUCAGCAAAUAUCGUAUUACUACGGAAAUAUCGAACCAAAAUAAUACAAACAAGUCUCCGCGGGAAAACAACUUAUAGUUGUUAAUUGCGCUCGGUGUCAAACGAUAUAAUUCACGGUGUCUCAGAACUUGACUUUAUACGAUCGUUAACAGUUGCCUGCAGGGUUAUACGGGCUCUUAUUUCAUUAGAUUACUGUCCUCAAUAUCAAGUUUAUUUCAAGCUCGCUUAUCCGGUCACGCGAUCUUUUGACUAACCGAAAGAGCGCCGGCAUUAACUAAGGCUCUUAUAUACACGCGAGAUACACCGUACUCUAAUUAGAUAUCUCAGAAUCAUUUCAGUUAUACUGAUAUUAAAAGACUUACAAGAGGCUUGUAUAAAUAAGCGUGUUCUAUUUUCUAACACAGAAACUCUUAAGGUCUAUGAAUUUAUUUUAAUCAAAAUUUUAUUGUCAACAACUGUAUGUUAAGUUUAACUUUCAGAUAAAAUGAAACUCGCUAAGAAUAGAAUAUAAAAGGAGGCAGAACCUUAAUGAGAAAAGAUUAAACACGUACAAUCAGUACUCAGCAAAAACUAAUUCCUAGUCUAAGAACACGGCUAGAAUCGGGCAUAGCAAUUCAUUCGCAUGGUGCAUUCACCCGGCCAAUGCCAGAUUUCCGUCAUAAAAUGUUAUCAGUGUAUUUGGGAUUGUAAAAAAGAAAAUUUUGACAUAAGCGUGAGAAGAACGCUAUUGUAGAAAGGGAGCAUUACUGGACUACCACACGCAAGCACUUUAUAGAUACCACUCCAUCUAUUAAUCAUAAACUUAAUAUUUAAAAUCUAACUAAUUUUAGCUACUUGUUUUAAAUCCUCUAAAUUCUCCUUCCCCUUUCCUUACACUCCGUCGUUGGUUGAAAGUCGCCAUUUCCGAUUUUUUGGAGGGUGGGGGAGAUGGGAGAGGAUUCGAUACGAAGGAAAACACAUGGAUAAUAAUCUCGUCCCCAGGGUCUUCGACACAGUUAAACAAGCGUCUUUGAGCGUUCAUAAGGAUUAGGUUGCAUUGAUAGCGACUGGGUACGAGCCUGCCAUUUCCUUUCCUCAUUGACCUCAUUGAUACGUUAAAAUUCGUUGCAAAAAUCGAAGUCACUACACAGGUAUAGUAGCGUUGUUCGUUUGCAUGAAACCUUUAACGAAAUAUUAAUGGAGAAUAGUGCUAAAACGUAUAACUCUAUGCGUGUUAAAAUAUAAUCCUCCUUAAGGAAAAGUUGACAUCCAAAGGGAGGUAUCACUUUAGAGGCAAACUGACUGACAAACACCAAUAAUAUCCUGUGUCGGAGAAUCAUAACAUCUUUGAAACCGACCGAAUUUCAUGCAAA